UUACCCCUUUCCCCCCUUCGUCUUCGUCUCCUCCCCGCUUUGUCCCCCCCGCGCCCGCCUCUCCCCUAAACCCUAGCACGCGAGCCCCGAAUCCCCACACUCACCGCGGCGAUCGCCGACGCGACCCAACCCCGCGGCCGCCCGUAGCGGCCGCCGCCGCCGCACAUGACCAUGGUGACUCCUCGCGCCCCCGAGCCGCCGCCGCAGGACCAGGACGAGGAGAUGCUUGUGCCACAACAGGAAGUGGAGGUCUUUGAGGGGCCGCAGCCGAUGGAAGAAUCCAUGCCAGCUGUUGACAAUGAAAGUUUGCCUGAUGCAUCAACUUCCAGAUUUACAUGGAAGAUUGAAAGUAUAUCCAAGCACAGUGGUAGAAAAACCCACUCUGAUAUUUUUGUGGUUGGGGGUUACAGCUGGCGAGUGUUGGUUUUCCCCACAGGAAACAAUGUAAAUCACCUUUCAAUGUAUCUGGAUGUUGCUGAUGCCAAGUCUUUACCUAUUGGCUGGAGUAGGAGUGCCCAAUUUAGCCUUGCUGUGAUCAACCAAUUAGACAGCAAGCACUCAGUAAGAAAAGAAGUAACACAUACAUUUAAUUCUCGAGAAAGUGAUUGGGGUUUUACGUCCUUUAUGCCUUUAAUUGAUCUAUAUGAUCCUAGUAAAGGUUAUAUUGUGAACGAUCAAUGCAUCAUUGAAGCUGAGGUUGCUGUGCGUAAAAUUGUGGAUUACUGGAACUACGACUCAAAAAAGGAGACUGGUUAUGUUGGUCUCAAGAAUCAAGGUGCCACUUGUUACAUGAAUUCGCUGCUCCAGACACUCUACCAUAUUCCCUACUUUAGGAAGGCUGUGUACCAUAUGCCUACUGUCGAUACACCUUCAGGGAGCAUUCCUUUAGCUUUGCAAAGUCUUUUCUACAGACUUCAGCAUGGUGACAAUAGUAUUUCCACAAAAGAGCUGACUAAAUCUUUUGGAUGGGAUUCCUAUGAGUCGUUUAUGCAGCAUGAUGUCCAAGAGUUGAAUCGGGUUCUAUGUGAAAAGCUGGAAGAUAAAAUGAAGGGAACUAUUGUGGAAGGAACAAUACAAAAAUUAUUUGAAGGUCACCAUAUGAAUUAUAUUGAGUGCAUUGGUGUUGACUACAAAUCUACUAGAAAAGAGUCAUUCUAUGAUCUCGCACUUGAUGUCAAGGGCUGCUCGGAUGUUUAUGCAUCUUUUGAUAAGUAUGUAGCUGUAGAGAUGUUGGAUGGUGAUAAUAAGUAUCAAUCUGAAAAAUACGGCCUGCAGGAUGCCAAGAAAGGGAUGCUUUUUAUUGAUUUCCCUCCAGUUCUGCAACUUCAACUGAAGCGGUUUGAAUAUGAUCAUGCACGGGAUAUAAUGGUUAAGAUAAACGACCGUUAUGAGUUCCCACUUCAGUUGGAUCUUGACAGAGAUGACGGGAAAUAUCUCUCUCCAGAAGCUGAUAGGAGUGUGCGCAACCUCUAUACUCUUCACAGUGUGCUAGUUCACAGUGGUGGAGUUAGUGGUGGACACUACUAUGCCUUCAUCCGCCCUACCCUUUCUAAUCAAUGGUACAAGUUCGAUGAUGAACGAGUGACAAAAGAAGACCUGAAACGGGCGUUGGAGGAGCAGUAUGGUGGCGAGGAAGAGCUCCCCCAUACUAAUCCUGGACUGAAUAUGAACCCACUUAAAUUUACCAAGUAUUCAAAUGCUUACAUGCUUGUGUACAUACGUGAAAGUGACAAAGAGAAAAUUGUUUGUGAUUUGGAAGAGACAGACAUCAAUGAAGACCUUAAGACUAGGCUAAGAAAGGAAGACGAAGACAAAGAGAACAAGAAAAAAGAGAAAGCUGAGGCUCACAUGUUCACCACAUUUAAGGUGGCCAGAGAUCAUGAUUUGGCAGCACAAAUUGGACGAGACUUGUUUUUUGAUCUCGUGGAUUAUGAAAAAAUUCAUCCUAUCCGUGUACUUAAAGACAUGCCAUUCAACCAGGUUAAGGAGGAGUUCUCGAAAGAAUUUGGUAUCCCCGUCCACUCCCAGAGAUUUUGGUGGUGGUCUAAGCGGCAGAACAACACCUACAGGCCCACUCGGCCAUUAACUCAACAGGAGGAAUCAUAUACUGUUGGACAGCUUAAAGAUGCAGCAAUUCGAAUGAACAGUUCUGAAUUGAGGUUGUACUUGGAGGUUGUACAGGAGAAUCAUUUGACUCUUGCUUCGAGGACAAAGGAUGAUAUUUUGCUUUUCUUCAAGCUCUAUGACCCUGAAAAAGAAGAACUAAGAUAUGUUGGGAAUCUUCUCUUGAAAGCAUCAAGUAAGCCAUCUGAUAUAGUGCCAAAAUUGAACGAGAUAGCAGGAUUUCAGCACGAUGAAGACAUUGAGUUGUACGAGGAAAUAAAAUUUGAGCCAAAUAUUAUGUGUGAACCAGUUGACUGUGAUGUUUCCUUCAGUUUAAACCAGAUUGCAGAUGGAGACAUAUUGUGCUACCAAAAACGUUGUUCUCUGGACCAACACCGACAUCCCAAUGUAUCUUCUUUCUUUGAAUAUGUCCAUAAUAGACAGGUUGUGCACUUCAGAUUGCUUGAAAAGCCAAAACAAGACGACUUCUCUCUAGAACUAUCAAAACGUUCCACAUAUGAUGAUGUUGUUGAGAAAGUUGCACAACAUCUUGGUAUGGAUGAUCCUUCAAAACUCCGCCUUACUCAGCACAUCCCUCAUUUACAGCAACCGAAACAUCAAUACAUCAAGUAUAGAAGUAUUGAUCAUCUUUCGGACAUGUUACUUUUACGUAACCCCAAUCAGAUGUCUGACAUUUUAUAUUAUGAAAUACUGGACAUUCCUUUGCCAGAACUGCAAGGUCUGAUAACAUUGAGAGUUGCUUUUCACCAAGCUACACCUAAUGAGGUGCUGUUUCACAUUAUACGAUUGCCAAAGGGUAGCACUUAUUCUGAUUUGAUCGACGACUUAAAAUCAAAGGUUCAGCUAUCUCGAAGUGAUGCUGAGCUUAGGCUAUUUCAGGUCAACAAUAACAAGAUAUGGAAGGUGUACCUGCCUACUGAGAAAAUAGAUGCAGUUCAUGAUCCAAAUGUACCUCUUCAUGUUGAGGAGAUUCCUGAAGUAGAGAAAAGUGCCGGUCCGCGAGACCGUUUGGUUCAUGUCGUCCACUUCUUCAAAGAUAACCAGCACAUUCAAUACUAUGGAGUGCCAUUCUUCUUCCUUAUUCGUGAGGGUGAAGCUUUGUCAGAUAUCAAAGUGCGCAUUCAAAAGAAAUUUGAGGUUCCAGACGAGCAGUUUCUUAAGUGGAAAUUUGCUUAUGUUGCCUACAAUCGCCCGGAUUACCUUCAAGAUUCAGAUAUUGUGUUGAGCCGAUUCCAGCAGAAAAACAUUUAUGGACCAUGGGAACAAUCCCUAGGACUGGAGCACUCAGACAUGCCCACCAAAAGGGCCAAUCAGGUCUAAACAACUGCAGAAUCGCCAUUCUUUUGAAAAGCCGGUGAAGAUCUACAACUAAAGAUGCCGAUAUUUUCAGUUCUGACCUGACGGUUUCUCUAAACGAAUGGGCAAGAACACCAAUGUUAUUUACGCACACCCUGCAGAUGAAGUGGCGGCAAAAUCCAUGACCAUGAUGUGCUUUUGACCCGGUAGUUAUACAGAUGUAGUACCGGCUGUUGAGAGGGUGCUGUGCUGAGUUAUUAUUUGUUUGGAGGGGACGUUGCAUACAGCGGAUGUAUUGUGGCUUGUCGAAAGGAAAUUAACAUUUGGUUGGCUGUACAGUGAUUGAUAGAACUUUUUUGCUUAGAUCAAUUUAACUUUGUAAGCUGUGUAUUUUGCAGUGAAUUUUUGCACUCGGUUGA
Aegilops tauschii subsp. strangulata is the source of this 3839-nucleotide messenger RNA. Its product is annotated as ubiquitin C-terminal hydrolase 13. Gene Ontology annotation, cellular component: cytosol; nucleus. The record is from RefSeq and is a predicted model, not a curated record. Gene Ontology annotation, biological process: protein deubiquitination; regulation of protein stability. Gene Ontology annotation, molecular function: cysteine-type deubiquitinase activity; protein binding. Lineage: Eukaryota; Viridiplantae; Streptophyta; Magnoliopsida; Poales; Poaceae.